AUGGAGGAUAAAAAAUCAGAUAAGAUUCUUCCGGCAAUGCAAAAUCCAACUACCCCUUCUAUGGAAAACCCAGCUAGUGAGAACAGAGUUACUAACCAUAUUCCCAGAGACCUUCAUUUCUCUGUUCUUUCUAAUCUUCCAUUUAAAUCCGUCAACCGAUUUUCUUCUGUUCACAGAUCUUGGUAUCAUUUGCAUGAAAACCCUGCUUUCCUAAACAUGUUUUUGGCUUCAGAAUCUCAUUACAAUGAUCAUCCUGAUGUGAAGCUUUUAUUUAACACAAAUAUGACUUUGAGCCCUAGGCUGUAUCUAUGCUCAGGUGAGCACUUUAAGAUUGAAUCUGAAUUGGAGAUGGAGUUUCCAUCUUCAUUCCUUAACAAGAAUCUUUCCAUAUUAGGUUCAGCUAUUCAUGGUGUUAUCUGUCUAUACGAAGUUAGCAAUCAGAAUAAUGUCAUAGUGUGGAAUCCUGUUAAUGGCCAAAAACAUGUCCUUCCUACCAACCAUGCUGAGAACUGUAUCUCUAACGUUCUUGUUCAUGGAUUUGGUUAUGACCAUGUUCAUCAAGAUUUCAAGGUUAUACAAUAUGUGGUUAACAAUGGUGUUAAAUGUCUUGGUAGUAGAGAUCAAAGCAACUCCUUUUGGCAGGUGUAUAGUCUGGUAAAUAACAAGCAUACAAAGAUUGAAGUUGCUUUCAGUGUUCCCUUUCUUCAUUAUAAGCCUUACGAUGGUAUGGAAGUUUACUUGGAUAAUGUGUGCUAUUGGCUGGGCAGAAUCAGCGAAGAUGAUCAACUUUAUCUUGUCUCAUUCAAUUUGGCCAAGAAUAAGUUUUUAACAAAUACACCCUUGGAUAAUAAAUGGGUCCGUUACUAUGAUGAGUACGACUUUGAUGUAACGGAACUCUUUCUAAAGUUGGUGGUGAUACAUGGCUCUGUUGCUAUGAUUAUACAGCAUACCGAUCCGUUUUCUUUUAGCAUAUAUAUUUUGGGUGAGAUUGGUAUGAAAGAAACAUGGACAAAACUGGUCAAUGUUUCACCUCUGCCUUCCAUGAAGGAUUCUAUAGCAGCUGGGAAAAAGGGCGUUAUAUUCUUUAAAGCAUAUGAAAAGGAUGGAAAGGUAGCUUGUUACGAUUUAACUACCGGGGCGGUUGAGGAACUUAAUUUUGGAGCAGGAAAGAAUAUUCGCCAAAUCGUGCUUUACAAGGAGAGCGAUCGUUCUCUUUCAGAAAAGAGAAAGAACACCUGUCUACUUGAAGAAUCUUCACAAAGUUAA
Molecule: messenger RNA, 1266 nt
Organism: Medicago truncatula (barrel medic)
Lineage: Eukaryota; Viridiplantae; Streptophyta; Magnoliopsida; Fabales; Fabaceae
Product: putative F-box protein At3g16210
Exons: 2
Coding region: 1-1266 (421 amino acids)
Molecular function (GO): protein binding
Source: RefSeq, a predicted model, not a curated record